Molecule: messenger RNA, 1275 nt
Organism: Zygotorulaspora mrakii
Lineage: Eukaryota; Fungi; Ascomycota; Saccharomycetes; Saccharomycetales; Saccharomycetaceae
Gene: REH1
Product: Reh1p
Exons: 1
Coding region: 1-1275 (424 amino acids)
Biological process (GO): ribosomal large subunit biogenesis
Cellular component (GO): preribosome, large subunit precursor
Source: RefSeq, a predicted model, not a curated record
AUGAGCUAUGCUAUAUUCACCUGUAAUUCCUGUUCGAUUCAGUUCAGAUCGAGUGAUUCACAAAGGUAUCAUAUGAAGACUGAAUGGCACAGAUAUAAUUUGAAAAGAAGAAUUGCCAAUUUGCCGCCAAUUGAUGCUGCCCAGUUUGCUGAAAAAUUACAAGUAGUUGAAAGAGAAAGAUCUGAAAACCAGGUAGAUGAGUUCGGCUUUCCUCUAUUCAAAGGAGUUCAUCGCCUCUCGAAGGAAAAGAAGAGAGACAAGCGAUCAGAACAGGGUGAAGGGUCGACUCUGGCGACACGGAGCAGAAGACCGGAGGCACAUGAAGAACCUUUAGGACCUGUACGCUCCAUUUCACCUACUGGAUCUGUCGCUUCAAGAAUAUCGAGGUUGUCUAUACGGAGUGGAGAAGUCACUACAGAUUUCGGGGAGGACACCAUGUCAGAAUAUGGAUUUACCAGCGAAUCCAACUAUGAGUCAGAUAUUGGUGAUGAUAAUAUUUCAAUAUCAUCUGCAGGUGAACAGGAAAAUAACGAGGUAAGCAUAAACGACUGCAUUUUCUGUGGAGCGAAACAUAAGGAUCUCGAAAGGAAUUUGAGCCACAUGUUCAAGCGCCAUGGUCUUUAUAUCCCUGAGAGGUCAUAUCUUGUAGAUUUACCUGGGCUAAUCCAACAUUUGAUUGAAAUUGUAGUUCAUAAGAAGCAAUGUUUGUGUUGUGUUUUUAAGGGCACCACACUGGAAAGCAUACGUGCACAUAUGAAUUCUAAACGUCAUUGUAAGCUCCCUUACGAAACCAAGGAGGAGCGAAAUAGUGUAUCUCAGUUCUACGAUUUCAGCUCUUUAGAUUCCCAACAAACAGAAACUGAUGACAUGACUAGUUCUAAAAAAAUUCGUUUCUCCGACAGUAAAACUGAGGAAGACAAAACGCUCCCGGCUAUGGACUCCGGCGAGAACGGUAUCAACUCUAAUUACUCUGUUUUUCCUGUAGAUGAUACGGGUAUGGAAUUAACUCUACCAACAGGUGCGAGAGUUGGCCACCGUAGUGGCCAAAGAUAUUACAGACAAAAUAUAAGUUUACCACCAGGCCAUAGCGAAAGUAGAAGAACCGUUAGUGCUGCAGAUAGAAGACUGGCCAGUGGUAUCACUGAGAAACAAUUCAAACAAGGACUUAAAAACAUGCAGCAGAUGGAAAAGAGGGCUCUCGAUCAACAGAUCAGAAGAGAAAAAUCAAGCAAAAUCAACUAUCAGGCACAUUAUAGGGAUGAGCUGUUACAAUGA